CUCUUUCUAUCUCUCUCUCUCUUCUCUCUCUCCUCCUCUGCUCUGCACUUAGCUUUUGAAGCAUCCAUUUUGACCGCUGCCCACCAAAUCUCGGCCUCUUCAUCUUUCCCUUCCUUUUUCCUUCCUCCUCCCCCAUCGAGACCGACCCGACAUAGCCUCGAUCAUGGAGCCUUCCUAUCCCUCCGGCGGAGGAAGGCAGCCGCCCCUGCCGUCGCCGCCUAAGAAGGAGCUCCCCCUCCAGGGCCCCCGCCCCGCCCCGCUCCGGGUCUCCAAGCAGUCCCACGCCGUCCAGAAGCCGCCCCGCCCUCACCAGCUGCCCCACCAGGCGGUCUCCUCCUCGUGGGCCCCUCGCCCGACCCACCUGCCGGCGGUGGCGCCGGCGGUGGCGGGGGCGGACCGGCAGAAGCCCACGAUCAUCUUCGACAUCUCGCCGAAGGUCAUCCACGUCGAGGAGCGGAACUUCAUGUCCAUCGUCCAGCAGCUCACUGGGUCCUCCUCCACCUCCUCCUCCGGGGACGUGUCCCCGGCGGCCAGAGUGGCGGCGAUAGAGCGGACCAGCCCGACGGGCAGGGAAAAGGGCUUCGCCGCCGCCGCCGCCGCGGCGGAGAUGGGCGGGCCGUCGGCAGUGGCCGGCGACGACGAGGAGCUGAUGUGUAUGUUGGGAGACGUCCAGUUGGCCCAGAGUCAGGGAAUACUGACCCCGGCGGCCCCGCCGGCGAUAUCCGCGGGUUUCUUCUCGCCAGCGACGGAGCCCCACAUGUUGCAAGACCUGAGCCCGUUCUGGCCCGCGAACUACAGCUACAACAGCCCGUCGGCGUCGACCUGGUUCACGGCCUUCUCUCCCUCGCCGACCGCAUCCGUCGAUCUCUUCAACUUGUUCUCUGACUAGUGAGUGCGUGAAGAAAGGGGAAGACUCCAUCUCGGGAAACCAAGAAACCCUCCGACGGGUUAGGCUUGAUUUGACUUUGACUGACUCCCCAAAGCCGGAACCAUUUUCUAGAGAGAGAAAGAGAGCAAGAGGAGGCAGCACCAAGAAGCUGCCUUUGAAGACAGAGAGAGAGACUGAGACUAGACCGAAAAGUUUGAUUUUGGCGAGCCCUACAGCUUAGCUGGAGGAUAACGUUUGGGGGGUUUUUCUGAUCCAUACUUAGUGUGGAAAAAGAGAAAGGAUGUAGCAGCAUUAUUGCAUCCAGUGGCCGUCAUAGCUUUGGUUGGCCUUUGGUUGGCUUGCUGAGCGAGGAGGGCUUGGCUCAGGCCGCUUUUGUCCCUUUCUGCGAGCAACUUGUCGGCCAAUUCUUUGAAGUGUAAAUGCGGAAUCUAGGAAAGUUUGUGGAAUUACUUGGCAAUUUGAUGACGUGCUGAACGAUGAUUCCUGGUUUCAUACAUGCCACUGCUCGAUCAUUGUUUGUUAGUUUCCACCAGAGUUGAUGGCCUCUGCCUCCACAAUCCCUUGAACAAAAGCUACCCUACGAGUUGUCAUUGUGCUUGUCUACAGGGAAUCCUCUGUGUGCCUCUUGUUUUCUGAGUGUGACUUGUCUCACGUGUUAAAUGUCCCUAAAGUGACAAAAGUUCCCCCAGCUUAAACGGCGGAUCAUGAUCUUCUAUGUGGAAAAAAACAGGCUCUCUGCAUUUCUUUAGGUGUGUUCAAUGUCAAUCAACAAUCAACUAGUCCUCAUCUUGCCAGCCGGUGGACCACAUCAACACCAGGAAUCGAAUGAUAGGAUUCCUUAAAUUCAGUAGACCGAACACCCCCCUCCCCCACCCCCUCUUACUCUCUCUCUUCUUUUGUUAAACUUCGCGGAAGUUCUUAAUAGAGAAAAGCUUCGACUCUGUCGAAAAGGGGGAUUGAAUUUCCAUAGAAAGCAGAGAAUAGUAGAAAGUAGAUGAACUUUGCUGAGUAUCGCAUUUUUCCGCAACAAUGUGAAUGCCCUUGCAAAAACAAGAGGUACUAAAGUUUAAGUCUCCCUGUAGACUGAUAAUCUAGUUGUGGAUGUAUAGGACAGAUGAUAAUUGACUUGAACAUUAUCUACGAAGGUUUUUGCAAGUAAAAAAUCCAGUUCGAAUAAAAAAAAUUUAGUCAGCAAAUAAAGGAAUUAUUUA
Messenger RNA from Eucalyptus grandis, 2100 nucleotides. RefSeq names its product protein MKS1. The record is from RefSeq and is a predicted model, not a curated record. The transcript has 2 exons. NCBI's taxonomy places the organism in Eukaryota, Viridiplantae, Streptophyta, Magnoliopsida, Myrtales, Myrtaceae. The coding region runs from base 164 to 889 and encodes 241 amino acids. Gene Ontology annotation, cellular component: nucleus.